AACAGCUCCAGUGACGGCGCCCCAUAAUGAGGUGGACAGCGCGGGGACGGAGCCGGGGCCGAGAACGCCUGGAGAGUUCUUUCCCCGCAUCCCCCGGAUAGCCGCCAUCGGGAAAAUAAAUGCGUUGACUGGAUGCCUGGUCUGUCGAGGUUCGGUUCAUGCUCCGUUUUCUGACAAGAGACCCGUUGCACGAGCGUUGAAGAUAUCGGAUUGAUCCUGCCCACUGCGCUUGCCGAAACCUCACCACUCUCCCACGUCCCUCUAUCCCUCUUCCCCCCCCCCCCCCCACCAGUCCUCAUCCCCGCAGCCCACAGCCCACCAUGGCUCGCAAGCAAAAGUCGCCCGUCUACGUCCUGGGCGUGGGCAUGACCAAGUUCAUCAAGCCCCGCGGCAAGGUCGACUACACGGAGCUCGGCUUCGAGGCCGGCGUCAAGGCGCUGCUCGACGCGCAAAUCACCUACGACGAUGUCGACCAGGGCGUCGCCUGCUACUGCUACGGCGACAGCACCUGCGGGCAGCGCGUCUUCUACCAGUUCGGCAUGACCAAGAUCCCCAUCUACAACGUCAACAACAACUGCUCCACCGGCAGCACGGGGCUGGCCAUGGCCCGCACCUUCAUCGCCAGCGGCGCCGCCGACUGCGUCAUGGUCGUCGGCUUCGAGAAGAUGAUGCCCGGCAGCCUACAGACCUUCUUCAACGACCGCGAGAACCCCACGGGCACCACCGUCACCAUGAUGGCCGAGACGCGCGGCUUCGAGCCGGCCCCCGGCGCCGCCCAGAUGUUUGGCAACGCCGGCCGCGAGUACAUCGAAAAGUAUGGCGCGAAGCCCGAGGAUUUUGCCGAGAUCGCUCGCGUCAACCACGCCCACUCGCCCAAGAACCCCUACUCGCAGUUCCAGCAGGUCUACACCCGCGACGAGAUCAUGGCCGCCCCCAAGAUCUUCGAGCCCCUCACCAAGCUGCAGUGCUGCCCGACCUCGGACGGUGGUGCCGCCGCCAUCCUCGUUUCCCAAGAGUUCCUCGACGCCCGCCCGCAUCUCAAGGAGCAGGCCGUCGAGAUUGCUGGCCAGUGCCUCGCCACCGAUGCCCCUAGCCUCUUCUCCCGCAGCUCCAUCGACCUCAUGGGCUACGAGAUGACCCAGCACGCCGUCAAGACGGCGCUAGGAGAGGCUGGCAUCACGACCAACGACGUCCAGGUCGUCGAGCUGCACGACUGCUUCAGCGCCAACCAGAUGGUCGUCAUUGACGCCCUCGGUCUCAGCGAAAAGGGCAAGGCCCACGAGCUCGUUCGCCGCGGCGACAUCACCUACGGCGGCAAGUACGUCAUCAACCCCUCGGGUGGCCUCAUCUCCAAGGGCCACCCGCUUGGCGCGACCGGCGUCGCCCAGUGCGCCGAGCUCGUCUGGCACCUGCGCGGCUGGGCAAACAAUCGCGCGACCCCCAAGACCAAGCACUGCCUGCAGCACAACCUGGGCCUGGGCGGCGCCGUCGUCGUGACCGUGUACCGCCGCGCCGACGGAAAGGAGGCGCCCAGCCUCGAUUCCGCGACUAUCGGCAAGAAGAACGGCCUGGGCUACAACCCGGCUGUCGAAGCCAAGGGCUUCACGGCGAAGCAAGCCGCCGCCGCCCGUAGCCAGGUCGCGGCGAGCGAGUGGGCGCUGCAGGACACCUUGGAGAAGGUCGAGGCGCGUUUCUAGCAGGUUCCAGCUGCGCGUAGGGAUGGGUGAUGGGGAAGAUUAGGCUGUACUUAUACCACGCUGCGUGGCGGCACGGUUCCUGUGUAUUUACGUGUAUGUAGCGAUGAACAAAAG
Messenger RNA from Purpureocillium takamizusanense, 1811 nucleotides. Its product is annotated as Propanoyl-CoA C-acyltransferase. NCBI's taxonomy places the organism in Eukaryota, Fungi, Ascomycota, Sordariomycetes, Hypocreales, Ophiocordycipitaceae. Gene Ontology annotation, molecular function: acyltransferase activity, transferring groups other than amino-acyl groups. The transcript has 2 exons. Bases 321 to 1697 code for a protein of 458 amino acids. The record is from RefSeq and is a predicted model, not a curated record.